GGAGGAGGCUUUGGCAUCAAAGUACAAGGAUGACCCCUCACCCAUCACACAUUUUGUCAUUUGAGACAAAAUAAACCACUCCCUCUCACCCCUAUCACCAAGCUCGACCAAGACCUCAAGAAAAGAAGAGGAAAAGCUCUCAAAACCACCUCCAUUGUUGCAGCACGAGCUCAAGAGAAAUUGGUCCAAGGAAGGAGGUUUGAGAAGGAAAAAGUUAGGAAAAGUGUGAAUAAUUAAGGAACUUGUGAAAGGUAUUUCAAGUGAUUUCACAAAGUUGGAAAAGUCGCCGGAGUUGUCGCCGGAGUUGACCAAAAGUCACCGGAGUUUCACCGGAGUUCAACCAAGAAGGGUAGAACUUCUUAACGCUAGUUCAAGGUUGAAGCUAGAGCUUGCUACUUGCACCUUCUCACGGGUGAUAUCAAAUCAGGGAGACGUGAAAUAGAGGGCAGGCGAAUGAGGACCAGGAACAAUCCGAGGGGGCAGGCGCCGGUAGUAUCCCAAAGGGGAAGCCGGGCUGCAUCUCGGGGUUCGAGAGGAGGCCGUGGAAGCCGUGGAGGUCAUCAAGCUCAAUCUGUGAGUGAUGGCCAUGUAAGCUCGGUGUAUGAAACCAACACCGAGGACUAUGACUCAACCUACGUUCCAGAAACGGAGCAUGAGGAGACCCCGUAUGAUGGGGGGGACACAUACACCGAUGAUGACGAUGAGAGUGAUGCCCGAUUCGCCCAGAUGGGUGAAUUACUUGAGUGGUAUCAAAAGGAGAAACUGAGGAGAGACCUUAGGCGCCAAGCGAGGCGUGGCUCUCGUGGUGGUUCGGGUCAAGGAAGCCGGGGAGCUUCCGUGGCCACCCCAGCGGCGUCACAAGGUGGGCGUGAAGGAGGUUUUGUCGUGAGAAUCUCCAAGUACCUCAAGGAGGCUAGGGCCUUGGGGUGUAGGUCCUUUGACGGCACCGGUGACAUUACCGUUGCCGCCGAUUGGAUUAAGAAGGUGAAGGAUGCGUCAAGAGACAUGCAAAUCACACCGGACGUGAAGUUGACUGUCGCUUCACGGCUACUAGAAGGGAUAGCCUCUACGUGGUGGGAGAGCGUGGAAGGGAAGUACCAUGGGGAAAUAACAUGGGCGGACUUUGAGCUAGAGUUCUAUGCUCAAUACUACUCCGAGUACGAGGUGAAUGUGAAACGGAGAGAGUACACUAACCUCAAACAGAAAGAUGGCGGCACGGUUAAGCAGCUGGAACAAGAGUUUAGAACCUUGGCGAGGUUCUUGCCAGAGUACGCGGUUGAUGAGAACCGCAUGACGGAGCACUUCUGGGAUGCAUUACUCUUGGAUAUCCGUGACCGAGCUACGUACUCUCGCCACAUGUCAUUUAGCGAGGUGGUGGAACAGGGUCUUCUUGGAGAGGCCCAGUGGAAUGAGAGGAAAGCAAGGGACGCCGAAGAGGCGAAGAAGAGGAAGUGGAAUAAUUCGGGGCCACCCGAUCAUUCUCGAAGGAACAACCACGGGGGUGGUGGUGGUGGCGGUGGUUCAUUCAAGACGCCGGCUCCACCGGCAAAGAAGAAUAGGGAUGCGAGGUGGCACGGACCUAGGCCACAGAACUCGGGGCCACCUAGAUGUCCCAAUUGCUCAAAACAACACUUUGGGAAGUGUAAUGAACCACCGAGGUGUUUUAAGUGCGGGAAUGCGGGCCAUAUGAAGGCCAAUUGCCCUCAAUUGAUGCAAGAGAGUGCCUCGGGAGCCGGGGGAGGGACCAUGACGGGAAGAAACCGUGCGGGACCGUCAAACGGCGGUACUGGAAGAGGCGGUGCAUCCACAAGCCAUGCCGCAUCUGUCAACCAAGGUGGGACCCAAGCACGAGUCUACGCGAUGACCGAGGCGGAUGCGCGAGCAAACCCGGACUCCGUUGCAGGUUGAAGCUAGAGCUUGCUACUUGCACCUUCUCACGGGUGAUAUCAAAUCAGGGAGACGUGGUUCGUGCUUCCUUAUUUUCUUUCAAACUACCGAACACUUGCUCAUGGAUAUUUGUUUUACUACAAACUAUUUUUGGGGCUUGCAUGCCCAUGUUGUCGGCCGGUUGUGGCCCAUGACUUACCGUUGAAUAUUUCCGCUAUUCAUUGGUUUAAUGUGAUGUUGUUAUGUAUGUUUACUACUGAGUAUGGAUGGAUUGUUUUCUCGAACGCCUUGUGUAAUUAAGUGAGGUUGACCCGUGGGUGACGUCACUUAGUUAUACGGCGGUUGUACACGCGCUUGGAUUGCGGUCUGGGGCGUGACACCUUAUACAUCACAAUUUAUUUAUUUAAUAUACUCGUGUUUAUUUUCAUAAUCUUUCAGGGAGCUCUAUAGUAACAAUAUAAGUGGCUUGAUUCCAUCAGACCUCGGCAAUCUAACAAAUUUGAUUAGUUUGGAUCUCUAUGACAACCAAUUGACUGGUCCCAUUCCUGAUACUUGGGGAAAUUUACUAAAUCUGAAAUUCUUACGGUUGAACCACAAUAGAUUGACGGGUCUUGUUCCAGACACUCUUGCUAAUCUUAAAUCACUCGCAGUACUGCGUGUUCCAUUCAUCUCGGCCCUGGGCCCCGAGGAU
Molecule: messenger RNA, 2578 nt
Organism: Cuscuta epithymum
Lineage: Eukaryota; Viridiplantae; Streptophyta; Magnoliopsida; Solanales; Convolvulaceae
Source: the annotation of a GenBank genome assembly